Pseudocercospora fijiensis CIRAD86 is the source of this 666-nucleotide messenger RNA. RefSeq lists its product as uncharacterized. The transcript has a single exon. NCBI's taxonomy places the organism in Eukaryota, Fungi, Ascomycota, Dothideomycetes, Mycosphaerellales, Mycosphaerellaceae. The coding region runs from base 21 to 464 and encodes 147 amino acids. The record is from RefSeq and is a predicted model, not a curated record.
CCGACGCCGACAUCGCAGCCAUGGUCGAUCAUCGCCUUGCUGGCAAUACCAAAAUUCCGGAUUCCACCAACGUUGCUGCCACCUCACCAGCCUAUGGCAAUCUCAGCUCUGGCCAUCUCAGCUCUGGCAAUCUCAGCUCUGGCAGUCCCAGCUCCCACAAGCCCGGCAUUUCCAAACUCAACGAGCCCAAUGUCAAAGCGCAGGACAUUGCCGAACUCGACGAGCCCAAGGUCAAAGCGCAGGACAUUGCCGAACUCGACGAACCCAAGGUCAAAGCGCAGGACAUUGCCGAUGAUGUCAAGGAUACGACGGACAGUGAUGAUGACGAGGAUGAAGUCUCGAUGCUAAAGCAGCAAAUGCAGUUGCUUGCUUUGCAGCUUCAGAUCCAAGAGGCGAAGGCCAAAGCCAAGAAGGCGAAGAAGGCGAAGAAGGAGGAGGGGCAGAAGAAGGCUGAUGUCGUGUGAUCGAAGCUCGUUCGUCGUUGGAUUCGCAGGUCUCGGGUGAGCGAGGGCGUGGCGUGGCGUGGUUGUUGAGGAAGCGUAACUGAGAUUGUGAACGUAGAAGCUUACGAACGAAUUUACGAUUGAUUGAAAAUAGGGAUGGAUCUCCUUUGUUAGGUUGGGUUUGGGAAUAGAGUAGGAAAGAAAAGCAGAUAGAGAAGAACGC